This is a messenger RNA of Calypte anna (Anna's hummingbird), 1313 nucleotides long. It is a transcript of the gene CZIB, whose product is annotated as CXXC motif containing zinc binding protein. Gene Ontology annotation, molecular function: zinc ion binding. The coding region runs from base 249 to 731 and encodes 160 amino acids. Lineage: Eukaryota; Metazoa; Chordata; Aves; Apodiformes; Trochilidae. The record is from RefSeq and is a predicted model, not a curated record. The transcript has 8 exons.
CCGGCGCCGCCAUCUUGGCCAAGGGGAGCCCGGGCUGCAGGGAGCAGCGGGAGGGAGGCGGCAGCCGCCUUGUCCAGGGCACCAAGGCGAGGCGGGGAGAUUAAAACCAAACCCUCCAACAGGAGCAGCAAAACCGGGCAGGAGCGGCUGGAACCCCGCAGCUGCCCCUGCGGGGCUGAGGGGGGCAGUCAGGGGAGUCCCGACAGCGCGGCGGCCCCGGAGCUGCCGGGUGCUCUGCGAGGCCAUCCAUGGGGAAGAUCGGGCUGCAGCUGCGGGCCACGCUGGAGAACAUCACCCGGCUGCGGGCCGAAGGGGAGGAUUUCCGCUGGUACCUCAAGCUGAAAUGUGGGAACUGUGGUGAGGUUUCUGAAAAGUGGCAGUAUCUGCGGUUGAUGGACAGUGUUCCCCUGAAAGGAGGCAGAGGAAGUGCCACUAUGGUGCAGAAAUGCAAGCUGUGCUCCAGGGAGAGCUCCAUUGAUAUUUUAAGUCAGACAAUCAAGCCUUACAAUGCUGAAGACAGUGAGAAAUUCAAAACAAUAGUGGAGUUUGAAUGCCGAGGGCUGGAACCAGUUGACUUUCAACCACAGGCAGGGUUUGCUGCUGAAGGUGCAGAGUCUGGCACACCUUUCAAUGACAUAAACUUGUUGGAAAAGGAUUGGAAUGACUACGAUGAAAAAGCGAAGGAAUCUGUUGGGAUCUAUGAAGUUACCCAUAAAUUUGUAAAAUGCUAAAGUUCAUGCCCCUAAUAAAUCUUGACAUGGUUAUUGAUGAAGGAGCUGUAACCACCAGAGAUGCAGUUUCCUUGGAGUUAUUUUUCACAUGGCUGUACUUCAGAAAUUGAAACCUAAGUUGUCCUUAUUACCCCUGGGAUAUCCUAAUAAAAUAUUUUCCAGACCCCUUUUGAGCCUUGGUAUAAACUGAAAAUAAUGUACACACUUCAGUACUGUUUUCUUAAUCUUGACUUUUGGGGGCAAUACAUAUGUUUUUCUUGGUUUUUAUGGAUAUCAACUUCCAGCUGAUAGAAGGAGGGAAGAGGAAAACAUUCUGUUGGAGUUACUUUUCCACAGUAAGAGAAGACUUGGAAAGACAGAAUCCCAGUGAUUUUUCUUUAAGGCACAAGAGCACAGGCUUACUUAGCAGAUGAGAUUAUUGGACAGACUUCAUGUAAGGAAGGGGAGAGCCAACACUGCAGCAUGCUGUCAGUAGUAUUCUUUUUAACCCUUAUAAGAAACACAAGCUAUUGAUAAAGGGACUCCCCAUACUAUAUUAUUUUGGUAUGUCAAUAAAAGAACUUUGUGGUUAUUAAAAGAUAA